Molecule: messenger RNA, 1194 nt
Organism: Merops nubicus (carmine bee-eater)
Lineage: Eukaryota; Metazoa; Chordata; Aves; Coraciiformes; Meropidae
Gene: TRIM65
Product: tripartite motif containing 65
Exons: 6
Biological process (GO): positive regulation of autophagy
Molecular function (GO): protein binding
Source: RefSeq, a predicted model, not a curated record
UGCCGGCAGCACCGCCGGGCGCUCUUCGAGGAGGAGCGCGCCAAAGCGCAGACCCUUUUGAAAGAGUCCCUGGAGAAAGCCCAGAAGGACUCGGAGAAGAUCGAGCGGGCGAUGCAGGAGCUGGAGGAGCAAACGCGCAUCAUCAAGGACUCCUCCGAGGGGGUCAUAUCAGUGAUCCUGAGGAAAUUCACUGUCCUGAGGAAAGCUCUGGAGGAUUCCCAGCAGCAGACGAUGGCCAGGAUUGAGCAAGAGCAGGUGGCGGCGCUGGGGCGUGUGGAGGAGGGCCGGAGCCUCCUGAAGGAUCACCUGGAUGUCCUUGGCCAGCACAGGGAGAGGGCUCAGCGCCUGCUGGCCUGCCCCGACCACAGGACCUUCCUCCAGGAGCUCCCCCUGAUCCCAGCUCCAGAGAGCCCAGAGGUGCUGCUCCCUGUGAAGUUUGAUGUGGCCAGCAUAGUCAAGCCCAUCGAUGAGAUCCUCACCAACAUCUCCAGGCUCCUGCUGGAGGACCUGCCGGGCUCUGUGGCCCCCAAAGCCCCUGACCCCCCUGGCCAAGGCCCGGUGCAGCCCCAGGAGCCGGCGGUGAAGGUGGUGGCCCCUCUCCCCGAGUGCCAGCUCCGAGCUGAGCUUCUGAAGGACCACCGCAACCUGACCUUCAAUCCCGAGACUGCCAACAAGUACCUGGAGCUGUCCAAAGGCCGCCGGAGAGCGAAGCACGGAGCCGGCGCUGCCUGCGGGCGGCAGGAGCGGGGACCCUGCUUUGAGCCCUGGCAGGUGAUGUGUGCGGAGGGCUACAGCCACGGCCACCACUACUGGGAGGUGGAGAUCUCCAGCCACUCCGUCAUCCUGGGGGUGACCUACCAUGGUCUCCCAUGGGAGCGGCAGCAGGGCCACAAGUUCAACAUCGGGCUGGACAGGGGCUCGUGGGGGCUGCAGGUGCGGGAGGAUUGUUACCUGGCCUGGCACAAGGGCCGGGCAGAGAAGAUCCAGGAUCAGCUGUAUAGGAACCUGGGGGUCAGCCUGGACUACGGCAAGGGGCUCCUCUCCUUCUACGGCCUCGGGGAGAGGAUGAGACUCAUCCACUCCUUCCACAGCAUCUUCACCGAGCCCCUCUACCCCGUCUUUUGGCUGUGCGAGGGGCGAGAGGUGACGCUGUGCCGGAGGGGCUGCGCCGGAGCCCCCGCCCCGCUCUGUUAG